CACCUCACGCACCUGCGCACAACUGGAAAACUGUCAACUUCCUGUUUCCGGUGUAAACAAAAAAAUCAUGCAGAUAAACAUGAUAAAGUAACUUUGAAAAGCUAGAAUAAACUUUUACAGAACUAAAUUAAGAUGAAGUUCUAUGUGCACACAGAAGAACCACCAUUUACCGUGGUGGUAAAAUGGGGCGACAGUGAUGACCAAGACUUGAAUAAGAUCGUAAAGAUUUUCAUGAGUAACUUUGAGAAGAGGUAUCCUACAGAGGCAUGUAAAAUAGAUAAAUCAACCAUUGAACUAUGGAAAGGGAGAAAGUCUUUGAAUCUAUCUGGCAAUGUUCUUCAAGCAAUAAAGAAUAUGGAUGACAUAUACGUCAAAUGGAAAUCCAUAUCAACUGAUAACAAUGCACAAAUAACAGGAAAUCAUUCAGCAAAAGAACUUGAUACAUCAGAUUUGGUAAAAUCAGAAAAUCAAGACGAUUCAUUGGAGAAGAACCAUUCUUCAAAGAAAAAGACUCCACCUUACUCAAUUCAAGAAUUUCUGGAAUUAGCUACAGCCUUGUCCACUAAGCAACAGCGUCAACAUGCAAUAGUUCUGUUUAAAGACAUUCUAAAAAAAGAGCCCACAAAUCAAACAGCUCUCAUUGGCAUUGCUGACUGUUACAUGAAUGCUGGUAGAUCAUCUGAUGCAUUGCCAUACUUGCAGCAAGCUCAAAGUACAAAUGAUCUUGCUUUCAGACUUGGACAAUGCUAUGUGAAGAUGGGAGAGUAUGACAAAGCCAUUGAUACCCUGAUAGGGUACUGUAAAGAACUGCGGACCAGAGGGGGUACAUCAGCAGCCCACAAACAGGAUGUGCAGGUAUGGUUGGCAAAGGCAUACAUUGGGAAGAAACAAACAGACAUGGCUCUAGUUGUGUUACAGGGGGUACUGAGGGAAAACCAAGAGCACCUUGAUGCUUUGACAGAGUAUGCUCCCUUGAUUUACCGUCUUGGUCCAAAACAGAAGGAUGAAGCAAUGACGAUCCUACUGACUGUGUUAGUCAAUAAACUAAAUGAUAAUCAUGUAAAGGAGAAAUUUGCAUAUUUAUGCCAACAAGAACAUGGAAUGCAGGUGUUGGAGAGCAUGUCUGGUCCAGCUUGGAGGGACGUCCCUGCCGUGGUGUUUAUGGCAACCAGUCUCAGAGAUGCAGGAGCCAUUGAACAAGCUGAGGCAUUGUUGAAGCAUGCAUGUAUGCUGCAGCCAGAAAAUCCUCACACAUUGUUAACAUAUGUCCACACCCUAGAGCUUGUAGAGAAACAUACAGAAGCUGUCCAAGAAAUAAUGGCCUAUAUAAAGCAGUGGCCAGAUAAAGAAAUUGGCAGUUUUAAGAUUGGCAGUCUCUUGCCAAUUCUAAAUCAUUUUAAUGGUGAUGUGUACCUUAAUGUUCCAGAUGGGAAUAUACCCUGUUCUUCUGUUUCCAUGGAAACCUCAUCAGGGCCCUAUUUAGAGGACACUAACUACCUUCUUGCCAUCCUGUUUACUCUAGUCAAGAUACUGUUUGUCAAGGGAGCUGUGGCUUUUAUAAGACCGAUCACAAAUAUUAUUGAUCCAUUAACAAAGGGCCAUGAGCUCCACAAGACAAACAUCAGAAACGAAGCUGCUUACUUUUCUUGUAUAAGCCAGUUACAGGGAAUAACUCCGGAGGUAAACCAUGUGGUUCCCUCCCAGCAGAAUGUGUACUUUGUCGGUGACAGCCACUGUGUUCCUCCUGCAUGGCAGGCCAUCCAAAUCAAGGGAGAAGACAGGAUUGUACAUCCCAUCCUAUCCACUGGAACAAAAAUUUGGCACCUGAGAGAGGAGAGCACGUUUUACCCCAAGUACAACUUUAAUUCUGCCAUUACGAAGAUCCCAGAUGGUGCUAUGACCAUCUUCUGUUUUGGAGAGAUUGACUGCAGAGAAGCUCUUCUAUUGUGUGUAGAAAAAGCUAAAUAUGAUAGUUUGGAGGAAGGAAUCGACCGAGUGAUUGACAUCUAUGUUACCUUGCUGACCAGACUUCAGAAUCUCCACCACUGGGACAUCUAUGUACAUCCUGUGCUACCUGUGCUUGACCUAACUAGGUCAUUGGUGAUGCAGUUUAAUCAGAGGCUGAAGGACAGGCUAAUGUCGCAGGAUAGCCUGAAAUGGCUGAACUUUGUAGACAACUUGUUAACAAAAGAGAGUGGAGAACUCAAAUUAAAAAAGCAGUUUGAGUUUGAUGGAACACAUGUUCAUCCAUGUUACCUUAAACUUCUAGAAGGAUCUCUGCAAGGGCUAGUCUAAUUCCAUGGAGUCACUUUACAUACUCUUUUUAACAUUCCCUGUGUGUUGACCACGACUCAAGUAAAGUACACAGAGAAACACUGUAUCAAGUUGGGAACAUUAUUGCCAUGAAUGAACAAUUAUUUUAUUUUGGGCAUUUCUUAGUAACAGUAUUUUUGUCUCAUUGAAUUUGUUGUGCCAUAUUUACAAUAUAUUGCAUGGAGCUAUCGUAUAGAGGCUUUUUGUUUUCUUAUUAAGCAAUAAUGAUAUCAAUUUUAUUUUUAAAGUAGUCCGAGUAUCGCACUACGUCAUAAUACGGAUUUUACAAUAUUGGUUCGACUUUUACAAAGCGUUUUUGAUACCCGGUAUUGAUUUUGCUGUUGUAAACAAUGGCAAUAAUAAUUAAGCAAUUAGAACGGUAAUAUAUGUAUUCUAUGAGAGAUAGAAAUGAUUAAUGUUGAGAAACUCGAUUCUGUUAAAGUAAAAUGAAAAACGAAGUUUCUGAUUAACCAGGAUCUCAGGUAUGCUUAUAUCUUCUUUGUUUUGACCCCCAUCCCCCCCCCCC
Messenger RNA from Magallana angulata, 2839 nucleotides. RefSeq lists its product as uncharacterized. The record is from RefSeq and is a predicted model, not a curated record. Gene Ontology annotation, molecular function: protein binding. The coding region runs from base 133 to 2295 and encodes 720 amino acids. NCBI's taxonomy places the organism in Eukaryota, Metazoa, Mollusca, Bivalvia, Ostreida, Ostreidae. The transcript is spliced from 20 exons.